Molecule: messenger RNA, 993 nt
Organism: Myxocyprinus asiaticus (Chinese sucker)
Lineage: Eukaryota; Metazoa; Chordata; Actinopteri; Cypriniformes; Catostomidae
Product: E3 SUMO-protein ligase ZBED1-like
Exons: 2
Coding region: 2-556 (184 amino acids)
Molecular function (GO): protein dimerization activity
Source: RefSeq, a predicted model, not a curated record
AAUGCCCCAUCUUUACAUGGCCUCAGCACUGGAUCAACGUUUCGAAGAACUGCCCUUUUUGAAAGAGGAGAACAGACAGGAAGUCUACUACAACAUGGCAAUGGAGGCAUCGCCGAUUUCACUUGCGAGGAAUCCCAACAAUGAACCAGAACAAAAGAAUGAAGAGACAGAUCUGUCCCCACCCUGCAAGAGAAAGAAUGUGGACUCCUCCUGUGCUCUUGAGGAUUUAUUUGGAAAUGCAUUUUACCCUCCCAAAAGACAACAUUUGCCUCUGUCACUGUAUAAUCAGGCAGAGGAUGAAGUCAAGAAAUACAAAGAGACAGAGCCAUUACCUCUUUCUGGGGAUCCACUCAUCUGGUGGAAGGAGCACCAGUCUGCUUUCCCUUUACUGUCAAACUUCGCAAGAUACACCCUCUGUAUUCCUGGUUCAAGUGUUGCAGCAGAAAGGGUGUUCUCCAUGGCUGCAGAUAUCAUUACAGCUACUCAUUACAGUGAUCUUAACCCGGAGCAUGUUGAUCAACUGCUGUUUCUAAAUAAAAAUCUGAAAAUGCCUUGAACUAGUACAUACAAGGAUUUCUACAUUUAAUUUUGUGAAGAACUGAAUUUGUUAGGUGCACAUUCCAGCACUUGAAACCAAAAUGUUAAAUAAUAGGAGUUUAAAAAUGAGUAGUUUGAGAACAAUAAGUUAAGGUUAAGUUGUUAUAGUUUAUAUUUUUAUGGUGUAAGUGUUAAGUGUUGUUUAAUCCUUAAGCCUUAUGUCACACACUUCAGCAUUUGAUCCAGAAUAUUUGACACUAGAACUUUGUGUAUUGAAUGGCAUAAAAUGUAGACUGUUCUCUAUUCUGUUAUUCAGUGUACAAUAAACAGAUGUUACUGUUACUAAAUUCUGCUCAAAAGAAAUUUUAUUCAAAAUUGACCCGCAUCGCAAUACGUAUCAUAUCGUGACCUUGGUAUCAUGAUACGCAUCAUAUCGUGAUGUUGUUCGUGAUACAC